ACACGCAAAGAUCGAAACACCCUUCCACCCCACAAAACACCCUCAGCCCAGUCAUGUCCCUGUUGCGACCAGCACAAAGCCGGCAUGUCUCCUCUCCUCUCCCUUCUCCUUCUCUCCCUCUUCCUUGCACCAGAGGUGGCCGCUGCUGCCACCGAACUAAGGCAUGGGUACUACUCGGAGACGUGUCCUGAGGCCGAGUCCAUCGUGCGGGCGGUGAUCCACCGAGCCAGGAUCCGAGAGCCCAGGAGCGCCGCCUCCGUCAUGAGGCUUCAGUUCCAUGACUGCUUUGUGAAUGGAUGUGAUGGGUCUGUGCUCCUGGAUGACACGCCCACCAUGCUGGGCGAGAAGCUGGCCUUGUCCAACAUCAACUCCCUCCGGGAUUUUGAGGUGAUCGACGAGGUCAAGGGGGCGUUGGAGGAGCAGUGCCCGGGGGUCGUUUCCUGCGCCGAUAUCAUCAUAAUGGCCGCAAGAGAUGCAGUUGUACUGAGUGGAGGGCCCAGCUGGGAAGUGAAACUAGGCAGGAAGGAUAGCUUAACGGCUAGCCAAGAGGACUCCAACAAUAUCAUGCCGAGUCCCAGAGCCAAUGUCACCUUCCUCAUUAACCUCUUCCACCAAGUCAAUCUAAGCAUCAUUGAUCUGGUGGCGCUCUCGGGUUCUCACUCCAUUGGCGAAGCUCGAUGCUUCUCGAUAGUCUUCCGUCUCUACAAUCAAUCUGGCACCGGCCGGCCUGAUCCAAACAUGGACCCCGAGUAUCGAAAGAAGCUGGAUGAACUGUGUCCCAAGGGUGGGGAUGGGAAUGUCACCGGCGGGCUCGACGCGACGCCGGUCGUGUUUGACAACCAGUACUACAAGGACUUGGUUCAGAAGAAGGGAUUCCUCAACUCUGAUCAAACUUUGUACUGCGGAGAUGCUAGGACUAGAAAGGUGGUUCAAAAGUUCAGCCAUGAUCAGGCAGCAUUCUUCUCGGCCUUCAUCAAAGGAAUGGUCAGGAUGGGUGACUUGCAAUCAGAAGAGAGAGGAGAGAUCAGAAGGAAUUGUCGAGUGGUGAACGACGGGGGCCCAUUCCAUACAACCUUGUAGAAGUUUGGACUUGGAAAUGAAAGAACGGUCCAGCAUUUGUGGACACUAGUGAAUUGAUCAUAUGAUCUUUUGUCA
Molecule: messenger RNA, 1155 nt
Organism: Phoenix dactylifera (date palm)
Lineage: Eukaryota; Viridiplantae; Streptophyta; Magnoliopsida; Arecales; Arecaceae
Product: Peroxidase superfamily protein
Biological process (GO): response to oxidative stress; hydrogen peroxide catabolic process
Molecular function (GO): heme binding; peroxidase activity
Source: RefSeq, a predicted model, not a curated record